GGUCGGCAGGCGAUGUAAACAGUAUCAUUGUCCCGCCUGCCUACCUGCGUACUAGUGUAUGUAUGUAUGUAUACAUACACUUGCGAACAUACAUUGUAUAAUCCGGAUGGCCAUCGAGGUGAUAUUUAAGGAGCAUUUUGUCAAAUAACGACGUAAAAAUAGUUCGCGAUUCGCAAUCGUUUCUACAAACUGUGUGUCGUCUCUCGAUCUUGUGCCAUGUUAAACAGUGAUGUGAUGAAAAAGCCAAAAAGAGAGAGAGAGGAGUAAAGGACGCACCAAACUGCGGAAGAUCAAUCUCGGGGAUUCGGAUACAUUUUCAGCAAUCCUUCGAAAAAUGAUACGUGCCUUUUUAUCUUCCUGAUCUGCUUUAUAUUUAUUGGGUCGAUUUGACGGCGGUGAUGCAGUAGAAAAAGCCGGUGCAGGUCAGCCGCGUAUUUCUCUUCAGCCGUCACAUGUCCAUCUCGCAAUCAAACGGCGAUUCAAAGUGCCGGCACUUGAAUAUACAGCUCGAGUUAACAGCUCGAAACACCGUGCUUGUGCUACCGAUUAACGUCGGCCAAAUCGGCCAACAUCCAACAACUUUUGAUCGACAUUCCAAGGUUAUUGAACCACCUUCGAGAUAUUCUAAAACCAAGAUGAACAUCGCUAAAGACGAUGAUGAAUUUUGGUUCAGCAGCGAAAAGCGAUCAUUCUGCUUCGAAAAUAAUGAGGUAGAUCAGCUGUUCGGAGUAUCGAAGAAUGAAACUGAAAAAUUAUGGGCCGGAAUCUCGGAUAGAUCACUUUCUGAAAGUAGUUUUAAAUGUACUGAUGAUCCUCAAACAACAAAACCAUUGUUCUCGAUCAUAUCUGAAAAGACACUUUCAUGCAUAUUAGCUGCAGAUAAAUUACAGGAUGUAAAUACAGAAAGAGCUGUUGAACAGCCAGACAUCACUUUGAAAAAAAUAUUGCUUGGUCGGCCAUACUCAUUAGAACAAUACAAGUCUCUUGCUAGCAAAACUGCCCUAUUAGAUGCCGCUAUUUUGAGUGGAGAUGGAAAUGCCAUUUUGAUAAUAAUUUUAUUUCUUACAAAAACUUUGAAAAGAUCAUUUGUGCAAAGAUUACUAAUAGACAGACCAGAAGCAGUAAAUGUAUAUAUACAUUAUCUUUUUAUAAGACUACAAACAAGUGAAAUAACUGAUAUUUUAACAAUGCUGGGUCAUUCUUCGACCGCUGCUAUGAAGAAUCUUCAUAUUAUUAUAAAGAACACAAGAGAUCCAAAUAGAUUACUGCAAAAACUUCACAAUUGCCAGAAAGCACAUUUUGCCAUGUUACCUGAUUGUAAAGAAGCCAUAUUUUUGGAAUCUUAUAUUAAGUUGUUGGAAUGGCAAAUAGCGAUCAACCAAAGAAAGGAUAAUGAAGAGUUCCCAUUGAACUCUUCUAUUCGGGACUCUCUGCAUUAUGCGUGCAAACAUCAUUACAAUACACCAAACACAUUUGUCGCAAUAUCACCUACAACGCUCUCUCAAGAUCAUGACAUUUCUCCUAGACUAUAUCAAAAAGUUGCUAUACAAGUUAAAGCUGCCUAUGGUGGAUGGGACGAUAUCGAUCGUUUACUUUUAACAAAAGGAAUACUUGGUAAUAUAAAGCUGCAAACACAUUUGCACAUAGAAGAUAUUUUGAAAGUACUCCAUGAACACAAUGCACCAUGUGCCAUUCUUGAAAAGUAUUUGAAAUUUGUCGACAAUUUAGAGAAACGAUUGGAAAUGGCAAAGAAAUUAUCUUGCCAUACGAUAGUAAUCGAUAUAUAUGUACAACAAGGGGACCGCAUGAUGCUGAUGGAUUACAAAGCAAGAUUGCAACCUCAAUCGGAAGAAUAUUUUUAUGCCGAAAGCGCGUUACAUUUACCACAUGUUAAAUGGAAGAAUUAGGUCUGUUAACAUGUAAUUAAUAAACAUGAAAAAUAAUA
Molecule: messenger RNA, 1945 nt
Organism: Cataglyphis hispanica
Lineage: Eukaryota; Metazoa; Arthropoda; Insecta; Hymenoptera; Formicidae
Product: spermatogenesis-defective protein 39 homolog
Exons: 11
Coding region: 453-1907 (484 amino acids)
Biological process (GO): intracellular protein transport; vacuolar transport
Cellular component (GO): cytoplasm
Source: RefSeq, a predicted model, not a curated record